Chiroxiphia lanceolata (lance-tailed manakin) is the source of this 3263-nucleotide messenger RNA. It is a transcript of the gene HSPA4L, whose product is annotated as heat shock protein family A (Hsp70) member 4 like. The coding region runs from base 143 to 2674 and encodes 843 amino acids. Gene Ontology annotation, cellular component: cytosol; nucleus. Gene Ontology annotation, biological process: protein folding. NCBI's taxonomy places the organism in Eukaryota, Metazoa, Chordata, Aves, Passeriformes, Pipridae. Gene Ontology annotation, molecular function: ATP-dependent protein folding chaperone; ATP binding. The record is from RefSeq and is a predicted model, not a curated record. The transcript is spliced from 19 exons.
CGCCUGCGCACGGCGGGGCCGCUGCCGGUUGGUGCCGGCGCUCCGCAGUGGGGGAGCGGCGGGCGCGGAGCCGGGGCCCGUCCCAGUCCCAGUCCCAGUCCCAGCGGAGCCGCGGCGGGCACGGGGAGCAGCGGGCGCAGCCAUGUCUGUGGUGGGCAUCGACCUCGGCUUUCUCAACUGCUACAUCGGCGUGGCGCGGAGCGGGGGCAUCGAGACCAUCGCUAACGAGUACAGCGACCGCUGCACCCCAGCAUGUAUAUCUUUAGGAUCCAAGACCCGAGCCAUUGGGAAUGCAGCAAAGAGCCAGAUUGUCACAAAUGUAAAAAAUGCAUUACAUGGUUUCAAAAAACUGCAUGGAAGAGCAUUUGAAGAUCCUUACAUACAAGCUGAGAGGACCAAACUUCCCUAUGAACUUCAGAAGAUGCCUAAUGGCUCCGUGGGAGUAAAGGUGAGAUACCUUGAUGAAGAGAGACUUUUUGCAAUUGAACAGAUUACAGGAAUGUUAUUGGCCAAACUGAAAGAGACUUCAGAAAGUGCUUUGAAGAAGCCAGUGGCAGACUGUGUGAUCUCAGUCCCUAGUUUCUUCACUGAUGCUGAAAGAAGGUCUGUAAUGGCAGCUGCGCAGAUUGCAGGAUUAAAUUGUCUGAAGCUGAUGAAUGAAACUACAGCAGUUGCAUUAGCCUAUGGAAUAUACAAGCAAGAUCUGCCAGCCUUGGAAGAGAAGCCAAGAAAUGUGGUCUUUGUUGAUAUGGGACAUUCUGCAUAUCAGGUUUCCAUCUGUGCUUUUAACAAGGGAAAACUGAAGGUCUUGGCUACUACCUUUGACCCUUUUGUAGGUGGUAGGAAUUUUGAUGAGGCUUUGGUAGACUACUUCUCUGAAGAAUUUAGGACAAAAUACAAACUGAAUGUAAAAGAGAAUCCGCGAGCACUGUUGCGAUUGUAUCAGGAAUGUGAAAAGCUCAAGAAGCUUAUGAGUGCAAAUGCUUCUGACCUUCCACUCAAUAUUGAGUGCUUCAUGAAUGACCUUGAUGUCUCCAGUAAGAUGAACAGAGCUCAGUUUGAGCAAUUGUGUGCUACCCUCCUGGCCAGAGUAGAGCCUCCUCUAAGAGCAGCCAUGGAUCAAGCAAAACUUCAGCGUGAAGAUAUCUACAGUAUAGAAAUAGUAGGUGGGGCUACUAGAAUUCCAGCAGUGAAGGAACAGAUCUCUAACUUUUUCUGUAAAGAGAUAAGCACCACACUAAAUGCUGAUGAAGCUGUUGCAAGAGGCUGUGCCUUGCAGUGUGCAAUUCUUUCCCCAGCUUUUAAAGUGCGUGAGUUUUCCAUCACAGAUGUUGUUCCUUACUCUGUAACAUUGAGAUGGAAAUCAUCUUAUGAAGAAGGAACAGGGGAGUGUGAAGUCUUCAGUAAGAACCAUGCUGCUCCAUUCUCAAAAGUAAUUACUUUUCACAAGAAAGAGCCUUUUGACCUGGAAGCUUAUUAUACCCAUCCGCAUGAAGUGCCUUAUCCUGAUUCCAGAAUAGGGCGUUUUACUAUUCAGAAUGUUGGUCCCCAGCCUGAUGGUGACAGUUCCAAAGUGAAGGUGAAAGUGCGUGUCAAUAUCCAUGGCCUUUUCAGCGUGGCUAAUGCUUCCAUAAUAGAGAAGCAGAACAUAGAGGGGGAUCACAACGACACACCCAUGGACACUGAAUCAUCGAGUAAGAACCAAGGCAGAGAUGAAGAGCUGGAUAAAAUGCAGGUUGAUCAAGAAGAAGGUGUGCAAAAAAGUCAAACUGAACAACAGAACCAAGCAGAUGAGGAAACUGAAAAUGCUGGAACCGAAACAAAAGCUUCUUCUGGAGAAAAGCAAGAUCAUCUAUCCCAGCCAAAGGCUAAAACAAAAGUUAAGAGUAUUGACCUCCCUAUACAGGCAAACCUCUAUAGGCAACUGGGACAAGAUCUGAUCAAUUCCUAUAUAGAAAAUGAGGGGAAGAUGAUGAUGCAAGACAAGCUUGAGAAAGAAAGAAAUGAUGCUAAGAAUGCUGUUGAAGAGUAUGUGUAUGAAUUCAGAGACAAACUGUGUGGAGUCUUUGAGAAAUUUAUCACUGAAGAAGAUUCAAACAAGCUGACCUUGAUGUUAGAGGACACCGAAAAUUGGCUUUAUGAAGAUGGAGAGGACCAACCAAAACAAGUAUACAUGGAUAAGCUUCAGGAAUUAAAAAAAUUUGGACAGCCUAUUCAGGAAAGAUGCAUGGAACAUGAAGAGAGACCAAAAGUUCUAAAUGAACUGGGAAAGAAGAUUCAGCUCCUUAUGAAAGCAGUAGAAGCAUACAAAAAUAAGGAUGAAAAAUAUGAUCACCUAGAUCCUGCUGAGAUGGAAAAAGUUGAAAAAUACAUCAAUGAGGCUAUGAAUUGGUUGAACAGCAAAAUGAAUGCCCAGAAUAAACUAAGUCUGACUCAGGAUCCAGUUGUGAAAGUGGCAGAAAUACUGGCAAAAUCUAAGGAAUUGGAUAGCUUCUGUAAUCCCAUUAUAUACAAGCCCAAACCGAAGAUAGAACCUCCCAGUGAUGGGCAGUCAAAAGCUAAUGGUGAACACAACGGACCAGUGAACGGACAGAGCGGUAGUGAAACAAAACCUGAACCAGCAAAGGACAACCCUCAGCAGACCAAACCCUCCGGAGAAAUGGAAGUGGACUAAAUUUUGCUUUUCUUUUACUUAAUUAAAAUAGUGCAAGUAACCGCAGGGUCCAUUCUUUUUGUCUGGUACACACUUCAGAUAUUCAGUUAUUCUUAGCCAAACUUCUGUCAUUUGUUGAUGAGUAGUUUUGAAAGUGUUUUAUGUUAAGUACACCUCUGAUGUUCAUUUCCACUGAUGCUGCUUAUGUGGAGCUUUAGCCAAAUGUAGAUUGUAUAAGUCAGUUUAAGCUUUCCCGAUAUAUUUUAUAUCAAACAUACAGAAUUGAUAUAUAAAUGGCAACAAUCUACCUUAUUUAAAGCUUUUAUUGUGAAUAAACCUCAGCUCCUUUAUUCAGGAAAGGAUACUGUAUUCCACUACUGAUGCUCAAGUGUAGAUCUAAUCGCAUCAUUAUUUUGGAAAAAUAUUGGAAUUGAAGUGGCAAAAGCUGUCACUUGAAGCACUGACCUUUUCUAGUUAUUGUAUUGUUAUAAUUUAAAUAUUAAAAUAGAGGUUAGUUGGCAUACCAGUCGAUCUUGUUGAUGUACCAUGGGAAUUGUACGGUCUUUUUCAUAUAAACUGAAUAAUACAAGCUUAAAUGUGUUUCUUUUUU